Dama dama (fallow deer) is the source of this 1996-nucleotide messenger RNA. RefSeq names its product nuclear autoantigen Sp-100-like. NCBI's taxonomy places the organism in Eukaryota, Metazoa, Chordata, Mammalia, Artiodactyla, Cervidae. The transcript is spliced from 12 exons. Bases 148 to 1332 code for a protein of 394 amino acids. Gene Ontology annotation, cellular component: nucleus. Gene Ontology annotation, biological process: regulation of transcription by RNA polymerase II. The record is from RefSeq and is a predicted model, not a curated record. Gene Ontology annotation, molecular function: DNA-binding transcription factor activity, RNA polymerase II-specific.
UUUCCUCUCUGUGGGUGAGACCCAGAGCUGACUUCCUGCUGGGGCUCGGGGCUCAGGGCUCCAGCGGCCUCUCGGAACCCAGGCUGGGGAGACUGGAAGAAUUGAAUUGGAGGCCAAGCUCAGGCCCAGGCCAGGCUGGGCGGGAAAAUGGCCGGAGAGGGCAGAGAGCUCAGCACCAGGAUGUCCUCAGAAAAUCAGAACAUAGACAACAGGCCCUUCUAUGAGACUGUAUUCAGGCACUUCAAAAGACAAAAGGUGCAGAUUUCAAAUGCAAUAAAAAAGACAUUUCCUUUCUUUGAAGGCCUCCGUGACAAUGAACUCAUCACCAGUAAAAUGUAUGAAGACUGUCAAGAUUCUUGUAGGAACCUGGUCCCUGUACCAAGAGUGGUGUACAAUGUUCUCAGUGAGCUGGAGAAGACAUUUAACCUGUCGCUUCUGGAAGCUUUGUUCAGUGAGGUCAACAUGCAGGAAUAUCCUGAUUUAAAUCACAUUUAUAAAAGCUUCGAAAAUGUGAUCCAAGAGAAAAUUAAUUAUGAAGAAAGUAACGGACAAAAGAGGUCGGCCAUCCAACUGAGCCUUGAGCAAGGAACUGGCGGAGACUUUCAUCACGGCCUGACCUCUUCACAGGCAGUUCCCUUGUCUCGUGAUGGUAUGACCCCACGUGAAAAUGGACACUCGGAUCGCCUCAGUGAAAGACAGCAGAUGAAUGCGAAGAUGAAAGAUAGAACCAGCGACCAAAAUGGUGCUCUAGAAAGCCAACAAACAAAUGAACAAUGUGCCCAAGAGUCUGAACCAGCAGGAGCAAAGCCAUCCAACCAUGGACUACAAAUAAAUUCCUGUUCUGUCCGUCUAGAGGAUAUAAAGAAGGAAAAGCCAUUUUUUAACUCAGAAGUUCAACCACAAGCCCAAGCAAGGACUGACUAUAACCAGGUGUCCAAUAUAAUAGUGAUCAGCAGUGAGGACUCUGCAGAAUCCAGUGAUGGAGAUGAGUUCCCAGAACCCUCCACACCAACACCAGGAAGGGCGGCUGGGGAUCUUCCUGACCCAGAGAUCGAGCCCGAGUGUCCUCCUUGGCAGGCGGAUACUUUACUAUUGAGCCACAUGGCAAGCCAACGUAGCCCGAUUAAGAUAGAGCCCAGGAACUUCAGAAAAACAACCACAUCCAGGAAAAGGGUUUGGCAAAGAGUGACAGUGAGUGAAGACUCUUUAGAGUCCAGCGAGGACGAGGCACUCUGGGGAACAUGGAGCUCAACCCUGAGGAGUGGUCCUGAUGAGGAUCCUACAGAUAUUGGAAACACAUCGAUUCGCAGUAGAAGUAAUAGGAAAAGAUGAUGUGCAGUAGUGAUUCUUCAGACUUGAGCAACGAAGGAGAGCCUCAGGCAACAUCUAGUUCAGCCCUAAGAAAUGGGUCAGGUAAAGAAGAUUAGGAUGUCCAGCCUUGGCCUGCAGCAUGUCAGGAGUGAAAAGCCACUGUUUUGAAGACCUUUGUGUCCUGUUCAUCCAGGAACUUCCUUCAGCAUUUUAAAAAAUGGAAUAAGGCAGGAAAUUUGUGAAUUCAUAUUUAAUAGGAUAAAUCCUAUUGAUGAAAUUAUAUUUUGUAUAUUGAAAUUAUAUAGUGUAAUUAAAUAUUGCUUUUGCAGGAGAAAUAAAUAACAAGUUGAGCUGAUAGUAUCUUUUUUUAACACUGUCAACUACUAACUGGCCCUUGUCAAGAGCAUUUGACAGCGAUUGAACAACAACAAAAACAAGGACAUUUUCCCUCUGCCUCUGCAGAGACUGAACCCAAUGCUACUGCCGCUGUUAAACGUCACAUCCCCUGAGGGCGUUCAGUGUGGAGUGAGGCACUCUGUGCCCCAGAGAAUCUGGUGGGACAGGUCUUUAGAUAAUUCGAUGCUUUCAGGAACUGACUGCGUGAUCCCAAGCCUUCCAUCUCUUCAUAUCUAUGUGCUGUGCUAUGUUCAGCUGCUUCAGUAAAGUCCAACUCUUUGUGACCUCA